AUAAAUAUAUGGUUGUUGUAUCAAAAUAGAAUUUUCUUAUUUUUCACUAAAAUAAACAUUUUGGUAUCAAUUUUAUUGUGCACCAUAGUGGCAGUAACAGGUGAACUGCAAGUGGUAGAUGGUAGGAUUAAAAUUACAACAUUUACAACAGCAGGAUGUGUCGACACUGUGAAUUUCAUUAACGAUCACCUGGCGCCAGCUUACGCAGCCUACAAAGAACUAUUGGAAAUUGAGUUCGUGCCUUGGGGAAGAACUGUGCGAUACCCGAAUGGUACAUAUUAUUAUUGCCAGUUUCAAUUGCCGGGCUGCUGGGCCAAUCGUCUCCAUAGAUGUGUGUUAAACAUACUGAGAGAGGACUCUGAUGCCCAAAUGAAAUAUAUGCAAUGUGAGUUCCGUGAGGUGGAUUUACAACCCAGUUUCCAUAAUGGCAGUUAUAUUUGUGCUCAAAAUGUAGGAGUCAGUUUAAUUGACGUCGAUUACUGUAUGAAUAAUCGUGAUAUUGAUGAUUUAGACGAUAUAGCAGAAGAAGCAACAAAAGAGCCUUUAGAAGUUAUUGAUUUUAUUCCUGCCAUAGUUUUCAAUGACAAUGCCGUGCUUGCGGAACACAAUGAAGCAUUAAACCGUUUAGAGAGUAUGCUGUGUUUUGCAUUUGCCGAUAAUGAGGACACUGGUGUAUCUUUCUGUCAUGUCGAUAAUAAUUAA
This is a messenger RNA of Achroia grisella, 702 nucleotides long. RefSeq lists its product as uncharacterized. NCBI's taxonomy places the organism in Eukaryota, Metazoa, Arthropoda, Insecta, Lepidoptera, Pyralidae. The record is from RefSeq and is a predicted model, not a curated record. The transcript is spliced from 2 exons. Gene Ontology annotation, molecular function: oxidoreductase activity, acting on a sulfur group of donors, disulfide as acceptor. The annotation marks the transcript as partial.